Molecule: messenger RNA, 186 nt
Organism: Enterospora canceri
Lineage: Eukaryota; Fungi; Microsporidia; Enterocytozoonidae
Source: the annotation of a GenBank genome assembly
AUGAGGUGGUGGUUGGGGUGUUGGGUUGUUACGGCGUGCAGGUGGUGGUGUGACCGUAACAAUUCCCCCCCCGUAAGACCUCCGCAGUGGGAUCACGAAGGAGGUUACACUGGAGCUCUUGACAGCGUAUCCGCCAACAAGUUGUCGACCCCCUUUAUGUGGCGGAUUUGGAGGUUGAAGGGUUGA